AUGGCCUCCAGCAGGUUCAAAGUCAUCUGCAUCCUGUACUUUUUCGCGGUGACCAGUGUGGUCAACAUCGCCGGUUACAUUAUUGGAUUCCACCGAAAGCCAGGAGAGAAGAUACAGGGCAUCGAAUUGGUCUACAUCAUGGAGACAUCUUUUAAUCUGAUCUCCGACGUCGCAAUGCUGCACACGCUUUAUCGGCCACCGCGCAACCUGGCCGUUCUCCUAAACCGGAUGAAGAUGUUUCUCAGCUGGAACACUGGAAGUACGAUCAUCUGCGUGGGCUCGCGCCUACUGGGGUGUCACCUCGCUUGCAGCAAGGCCAAGGUGGACCUCGAGUCGAUACCUUACAACCGCGAUACUGCCACACAUCGGAAAAUAUUGUUCAUGUCCUGUGCAUUCCAGUGCGCAAUCAUAUUCAUUUUCAAGUUUACACUACUGGGCGUGUUCUACCGCUUUUACGAAGAACUCCGGGCAAGGCCGACGCAGAAGAACGUCGUCCACCGCGUAGAGGCCGGAGACGCCGACUCUCAAGAUUUCACCCACAAGACGACUUGACCAUCACGUCGAUAUUUUUUUUCCUUUGUAUCUUUUUUUUAACACUUAA
Molecule: messenger RNA, 601 nt
Organism: Dermacentor silvarum
Lineage: Eukaryota; Metazoa; Arthropoda; Arachnida; Ixodida; Ixodidae
Exons: 7
Coding region: 1-552 (183 amino acids)
Source: RefSeq, a predicted model, not a curated record